UACGAGGAGACGCACGUGCAUGGCGUCUACGAGGCGAUCGCGCCGCACUUCAGCGCGACGCGGCAUAAGCCCUGGCCCUUUGUGUCAUCCUUCCUCGCUUCGCGUCCCGCCGGAUCCGUGGGACUGGACGUGGGCUGCGGCAAUGGGAAGAACAUGGGCGUCAACCGUGACGUGGUCAUGCUCGGGUGCGACCGGAGCGCCGCCCUGGUCAGCCUGGCCAGGGAUAUGUGCACCAGCAGCACCAGUCCUGCGGCGGUGGCUCUUCCUGGUGCUGAUGCCGCCGUUGCGGACAGCCUGGACCUACCGUUUCGGGACGGCAGGGCAGACUUUGUCAUCUGCAUUGCGGUCAUCCAUCACUUGUCAACCAGGGAGAGGCGGGUCGAUGCAAUCCGACAGCUCCUGCGAUGCGUACGACGGGAUGGGAAGACGAACAUCGGUGGCGGUCAGGUUCUGGUCUACGUCUGGGCUCUGGAGCAGGGCACCAGCCGGCGCGGGUGGGAUGAAGGCGGCGAGCAGGACCUGCUCGUGCCGUGGGUGAUGAAGGCGCCACAGCAGAAGAAGAAAAAGGAAGAAAAAACGUUUCACAGGUUCUACCACUUGUACAAGAAGGGUGAAUUGGAAGAGGACGUCCUCGCCGCGGGAGGAGAGGUCCUUCGCAGCGGCUACGAGCGGGACAAUUGGUGGGUUAUU
Messenger RNA from Cryphonectria parasitica EP155, 690 nucleotides. Its product is annotated as S-adenosyl-L-methionine-dependent methyltransferase. Gene Ontology annotation, biological process: tRNA wobble uridine modification. NCBI's taxonomy places the organism in Eukaryota, Fungi, Ascomycota, Sordariomycetes, Diaporthales, Cryphonectriaceae. The transcript has 4 exons. The record is from RefSeq and is a predicted model, not a curated record. Gene Ontology annotation, molecular function: S-adenosylmethionine-dependent methyltransferase activity; tRNA binding. Gene Ontology annotation, cellular component: cytoplasm; nucleus. The annotation marks the transcript as partial.